Aspergillus vadensis CBS 113365 is the source of this 3285-nucleotide messenger RNA. Its product is annotated as SUMO protease ULP1. The transcript is spliced from 2 exons. Gene Ontology annotation, molecular function: deSUMOylase activity. The record is from RefSeq and is a predicted model, not a curated record. Gene Ontology annotation, cellular component: nucleus. The coding region runs from base 1 to 3285 and encodes 1094 amino acids. Gene Ontology annotation, biological process: protein desumoylation. Lineage: Eukaryota; Fungi; Ascomycota; Eurotiomycetes; Eurotiales; Aspergillaceae.
AUGUCUGGAGUCUUCUCGACUCUCAGACCCGACAUGGAGGACCAGCCAAUGCCAGACGUAUGCUAUGUGCCCGCAGACUCGGCGCCCCACGAGGAGGCCGUCGAUACCACCACCCAUGACCCUAUGGAUUGCGCUCCUGAUUUCCCCUCAUCUAACAUUCCUCAGGAAACCGUCAAUGCCCCUUCCGCAGAGAGUCCUUUGUAUCAGCUCCGAUCCGUGCAUAUUCCCGGAAAUCCAAAGGCUGUGAGACUCAACGGAAAGCAUGAAGUCAAGCCCUCCUUCCCCCUCCGCACCCCGCUCAUCAGACCCGAUCAUCGCUUCUCUCCGAAUAAUCGCACCGCCUCUCUCCUUAGCUUUGAUGCUAUCCAGAAGAGCCGACUUAAUGCGCAGCCUUCCCAUGCUUCAGUUGGUACCAGCAAGUACCUAAAUCCCGGCUCGAGCCGCGCCUCUUGGUCAAACAACAAGCCCCUCAGCCUGCCUUUUGGUCCUGAGAGGUCAAAUGGAACCAAUUAUCUUCUUGGAGGCAAGUCUAUCGGUAUAGACAAGAAAGCGUUUCAUAUGAAUUCGUUCCCCACCAAUAAACCCUCUGGCUUUACUACGCCUUCUCGCAAGAGGUCAAUGGAUGAUGGUAGCAAUGAGCAAGCUCAGCCCAUCACUUCACCUUCUGCUAAAUUUCGUCGUGUGAGAGCUGGUAGCUUUGCACGUAGUGCUGCUACUGACAAUGAUGCCACUACCAACGAGAAUGAAUGGUAUCCAGGCUCGCCUAUGGACAUCGACACCCCCGAACAUAACAACGAACCAAAUAUGAUUACAGCCCUCGCGACAGUCGAGGCUCACCUUGAUCUUCCCAAUAUCUCUCCUAACUCGCGUCAAGUUGACGCUUUUUCAGUCAGACCUGUUACCGCUCUUGCGAUCCCGACCAGCCCCAGCACUCCAGAUAGCCGUAUGAUGCCUGGAGCGUGGCCCGAGUCCGUGCCGUCUCAGUCGUCCACCAAUGCUGCCACCGAUGAUGAAGAUAGCCCAAUGACUUCCAAUGAACUAAUUCUAUCCAACGAUACGGAUAUGGCCGAGGCUGAGGAGCCGACUGUUCCUGUGAUUCAGGUUGCCGAACCACAGCCUUCUUCACCUUGGUAUGCUUACUGGGGGACAUGGCAAGACUACAUGCAGACCGUUGUCUCCAUUCCUGUUGGAAUCACCCAAAAUUUCUCCUAUGCGGCAAGGUCCGCUGCCAAUGCGGUUGGUGCUGCUAAGCGUCGCGUGUGCGCACUUUGGAAUCGCCGCGGUGGACGUCGUCCUCCUUCGCCUCCUGGAUCGCCCACGCGCCUCAACCUUCGCAACCUGUCUCCGGAACAGCAGGAACGCAUGGAUCGUGAUAGAAGAAUCCGAAGUGGAGAAUCUAGCCCUCGUACCGACAGAUCUUUCCCCGACUUCUCCAAUGUUCCCAACUUCUCUUCUAACAACAGAACGGCUCCUACAGUCGAGUCUUCCCGAAUCUUGCAGGACCUUGUGUCUCAGGAACAGAGGCCUCAGGAGCAGCAAGUGCCUGAAGAGCAAGUGACCCAGACACUCAGAGGCUCUGUUUCUGUUGAAAGACGUGCUCGUGGUUCAAAGAAUAUGAGAACUCGCACCGCUCGGAAAUCCCCUACACGCUCGGCUCACCGUUCAGCUCAACGUUCAGCGCAAGAAACAACCCAAAAAUGUCUCCGUCAGCAAGGAAGCCCGGGUAUUCGCAAGCACCGGUGGAUAACGCGUGCCGAGCGCGCCGAGAACCGUGAGCGAUCUGCGCCUUUCAGAGCCCUUUUCGUUGGGGACAUCGCCGGCAUGAAGAAAGCUAUGGAAGCUCAGGCCGCGCGUGACCGUCAGGCCUCCGCCGCAGGUAGCCGUGCUAUUGAACCCAUCUUGAUGAGAAGCAACGAUGAACUAGACAGAGUACAAGACAUGAACAUGCUGGCGAACUUCCAGUCUCGCUCAGCCACUAUUGGCAUCAUUUCUGAUGACACCGUCAAAUUGGGUGCCACUGAAAAGAUUCUCUCAGCGUCGACCACUGUUGCACCUAAGACAAUCCUCAAGGUCAGAGGAACUCCCGGCAGUUCUGGGAAUAGGACCAGACCUCGCCGCGCCACUCCGCGCAAGGUUCGCUUCCGUGAGCCCGUGGUAGCCGAGUUCAUUGACGACACGCGAGAAUGGGGUGAGGUGGAGGACAACCUGGCACCCCAUCUCGGAGAUACAUUUGAUGUGAAUGAGAAGACAGCACCUGAAACCAAUGUUGGUACGAAGGCCGAACAGGUCACCGAAAAGGAAAACGUGCCGCCAGUCCCCGAGAACGAGGACGAGGAUGAGCCCAUCGUUGACCCCUGGUCCCAACCAACCUUUGAAUACCCGCUGGGUCGAGCAGUAUCGGCCGUCAGUCUAUUUUACCCCGAGCCAAGACCCAUUCCAGAGGGCCGAACUGAGUCUGUGUACGCCAACCGCUGGAGGCAGAUCCAAGAAGAAGAGAGACAGAAAGAGCGCCCAUCACGGAUCAAACCGGAUGGCCCAGCUGUACGGCCCCUGUCUCCCGAAUGGGAAGCCCGCAUCAAAGAACUUCAAGAUGGGCGCGUAUCCGGAGGGAAAACCGUCGCAACCACCCUCUCCGGUGACCCUUUAACGAAGAGGUCCCUCGCCACCUGUUACACGCGCGGCGAAUGGCUUAACGAUGAGAUCAUCAACGGAUACCUUGCCCUUAUCGUUGAUUACCUUCGCCGCAAGAAUCACAACGCCGGCCGCAACGACAAGCCCCGAUUCCACGCCUUCAACUCGUUCUUUUUUUCGAACUUGAGAGACAAAGGCUACGACUCCGUGGCCCGCUGGGCCAAGCGGGCCAAGAUCGGAGGGCCACUCCUCCUCGACGUAGACACCGUCUACAUCCCGGUCCACAACAGCCAGCACUGGACGCUGGUUGUUGUGCGACCGGGAGAACGCUCAAUCGAGCAUUUCGAUUCUCUUGGGGCCCGGUCUCGCCGCCACAUCGCGGUAGUCCAAACUUGGCUCCGCGGCGAGCUGGGCCCCAAGUACGUCGAGGAGGAGUGGCGCGUGCUGCCGUCCCUGUCCCCCCAGCAGGACAAUGGUUCCGAUUGCGGGGUCUUCCUCCUCACCACCGCCAAGGCUGUGGCCAUCGGCCUCGAGCCACUGUCUUACGGCGCGCAAGACACUCCACUCCUGCGCCGUAAGAUAGUGGCCGAGCUGAUGGCCGGCGGCCUAGAGGGGGAAUUCGACCCCGCCCAGCAAGACCAUGUCUUGCUAUGA